AUGAUUGCCUAUGAUAGAUCUAUCAACUACAGAUCAAAUGAAGUGGAAAAUUUCGAGUCUACAGCUACCCUAAAUAAUGCAACAUUUACUGAAGCUUUAACAGAUGUUAAUAGUCCCCAAUUUCACAAACUAGCGACAGACUUUUGUGAGGCAAUGAAAGCAAUGUUUACCUCAUCAUCCUCACCAUUCAGCGAAGAUUACGAAGAUUGCGAGGUACUUUCAUUCAGUCCCGGCAGUGUAAAGGUUAGAUUUAGAUUAGGCUCAAAGAUAUAUUCAGAAGUUAAUAUGGAAACUAUACUAGGACAGCUUAAAAAUCAUUUACAGAAUAUGAUUACACGGGAAGGUCCAUGGAAUCCACUUAGAAUAGAUGAAACCACUAUUUUGAAUUUCAAAGAAUCGGAUCCAAAAUCCAUAAUAAAAUACAGUAGCCAGUUCAAGACGUCGACGGAAGAAACAUUAACAGAAACUCUCUCAUCUAGGUAUAGACAGCCAUCUUUAAAAGAGAAAGAAAUAAAAAAUAUUACAGAAUCAACAAAAAUUGAACCAUUCGCGUCUCUUGAUAAUUUGUCAUCUUUAAAAGAGAAAGAUAUAAUGUUUUCAAAACGUAUUAUAGAAUCAACAGAAAUUGAAUCGUCCCUGUCUCUUAAUGAUUUGUCAUCUUUAAAAGUGAACGAAAUAAGGUCUUCACAAAAUGUAAUAGAAUCAGCAGAAACUGAACUAUUCUCGUCUCUUGGUUAUUUGUCCUUGUCAUCUUUAAAAGCGAAAGAUAUAAUGUCUUCACAGAAUAUUAUAAAGUUAACAGAAACCGAACCAUCGCCGUCUCUUGAUAAUUUGUCCUCUUUAAAGGACAAAGAAAUAAUGUCUUCACAACGUAUAAUAGAAUCAACAGAAACUGAACCAUCGCCGUCUCUUGAUAAUUUGUCCUCUUUAAAGGACAACGAAAUAAUGUCCUCACAACGUAUAAUAGAAUCAACAGAAACUGAACCAUCGCCGUCUCUUGAUAAUUUGUCUUCUUUAAAGGACAAAGAAAUAAUGUCUUCACAACGUAUCAUAGAAUCAACAGAAUCUGAACCAUCUUCGUCUCUUGAUAAUUUGUCAUCUUUAAAAGAGACAGAAAUAAUGUCCUCACAACGUAUAAUAGAAUCAACAGAAAUUGAACCAUUCUCGUCUCUUGAUAAUGUGUCCACUUUAAAAGAAAAAGAAAAAAUGUUUUCACAACGUAUCAUAGAAUCAACAGAAUCUGAACCAUUCUCGUCCCUUGAUAAUUUUUCCACUUUAAAGGACAACGAAAUAAUGACUUCACAACGUAUUAUAGAAUCAACAGAAACUGAACCAUCGCCGUCUCUUGAUACUUUGUCAUCUUUUAAAGAGAAAGAAAUAAUGUCCUCACAGCGUUUUAUAGAAUCAACAGAAAUUGAACCAUCGCCGUCUCUUGAUAAUUUGUCAUCUUUAAAAGAGACAGAAAUAAUGGCCUCACAGCGUAUAAUAGAAUCAACAGAAAUUGAACCAUUAUCGUCUCUUGAUAAUUUGCCAAUUUUAAAAGAAAAAGAAAUAAUGUCUUCACAACGUAUAAUAGAAUCAACAGAAACUGAACCAUCGCCGUCUCUUGAUAAUUUGUCCUCUUUAAAGGACAAAGAAAUAAUGUCUUCACAACGUAUCAUAGAAACAACAGAAUCUGAACCAUCUUCGUCUCUUGAUAAUUUGUCAUCUUUAAAAGGGACAGAAAUAAUGUCCUCACCACGUAUAAUAGAAUCAACAGAAACUGAUCCAUCGCCGUCUCUUGAUAAUUUGUCAUCUUUAAAAGAGAAAGAAAUAAUGUCCUCACAGCGUUUUAUAGAAUCAACAGAAAUUGAACCAUCCACGUCUCUUGAUAAUUUGUCAUCUUUAAAAGAGACAGAAAUAAUGUCCUCACAACGUAUAAUAGAAUCAACAGAAGCUAAACCAACUUUAUCUCUUGAUAAUUUGUCAGAAGAGUUGAAACAAAGUACUCCUCUUAAUCAAAUGUAUCUUAGUAUCUUAGAUUCUAUUGAAGAUAAUAAACGUUACAUAACUGAAUAUGUGGAGCCAAAAACAUAUAUUUCAUCCUCAUUGGUUUUAAAUUUUCUUGUAUCUAGCUAUACAGAUUAUGAAAUAACUCCGUCUAUUUCUGAAGAGGUUUUUAAGAAAUCAGUCUAUUCAUUUCAUGAUGAAAUUUCUAAAUCAAAAGUGAAUCCUAGAUUAACGAUGAUAUAUGCAACGGAAUUAUCUACUAGGAGGUUCAAGAUGACCCACGAAACUACUUAUUUCGAUACCAGUCGUACAUCAAUAGUGUCUGAUAAAUUGUCAAAUGACUUUCUUCACACCGAAAAGUACCAAUUAGAGUAUAUGGAAUCUGAAACACAUAGUUUGAAUUCUUCGCAUGCAACAAAAUUAUAUAUUACACCUGACAUGGUUGUUACCAGUACUCUAAUGUCUACUUCGGAUAGCAGUGUAUUUAGUAUGCUUCCAAAAGAUUUUCGAACAAUUGAUGCGAGUCAGGUUUAUGUUGAUAUUACAAGCGCCAGAGAUCAGAGUGAAGUUGGAUUAGAAGAUUUAAAUAUGUUUUCUACAAAAUAUCCGUCUUCUUUUUCUGGUUCAGGUCACUCAGAUGAUAUCAUAUCACCAAAGACAUCUCAUGUCACAGAGACAGUUAACAAUAAUAUUCAAGUGUAUUCGGAUAAUGUAACACGAACCUUUAAUCAAACUCGACCUGAUUUACAAUUUCAUACGACUACAGCAAUGUAUUCAGGAGAAAGCUCACAAUUGGCAAUGCUCUCAUCUCUAUCAUUUUUAAACACACCAGUAAAUGUAAAUACUCUAGAUAACUCUGAUUUCAUAAGUAGUAAACUUACUUUAAAAAGUGACGAAUUUAGAAAAGCGUCAGUAAGUAGUACAAACAUAUCACCUGAUAAAACUAUGUCAUUGACAGCAGGCAAUAUCAUGUAUACAGUCGCAUCAGUUGAUAAAACUGUAAAUUCUACGGUAGAGCCAUCCUCCGUAGAGGGGUUAACAAGCAGUUUGCCAGAACGCAUAACAAAUUCAACCACAAAAUAUAUAAGUCAAUCAGCUUUACCUUUGAAUAAAACAAGUCGGUAUUUGUCAACAACACCUAUUUUCACGGAUCCAUCUUCGCCAUUGACAAUAUUGUACAGCUCCGAUACAUACGCAUCAGUAUCAGCAACUCUAAAUCUAGAAACAACGUUUGUAGAUGUGAAUCAACAACACUUUAAAUCCGACCUAGUUACAAAAAUGGAACAAACUUUUGAAAAGUCAUCAAUGUCAUUUGUCGGUUCUAUGACAGACACAGGAAGUUCUACAUCGGAAUUUCCUUUUGACGAAUCAACUUAUAUCAGAUAUAUGCAACAAGCCGUUAGUGAAAUGUAUAUCGAUUUCCAAUCUAGUAAUGAAUAUAAACAAGAUAGUACAAUGCGUUUAUAUGAGUUAACUGCAAUGUAUGAGACUGAAACCACAAUGCCAUUUUCAGAUAAGAAUACCUCUAAUUCUACCCAAGAACUAAGACCAUCAUCAUCAGCAGAAGUUGCUGAUGGCUCAUAUGUAUAUGUUUCACCCGACACUUCGUUAUCCGAAAACCAAACCUCAAUAGCAAUUGACAAAUUCUAUAGUUUCAGUCCGGAUCCGCCAAGCGAUCAUCGGUAUCUUCAAUCAUCGCAACCCACGUUUUCUGCUAUGACAGAACAGUCCUUUACAUUGGUGAAGCAUGUUUCUUCUGAAGUUGAAUUUUCAUCUACUAUUUAUACGUUUUCAGCUGAGUAUUCAGAUUCGUCUGACAUCAUGAAAAAUAUCGGUUCAUCUUUAAUCUCAUCUGCAAUAGAUGAAUAUGUGUCAGUAACAGAAAAAUCGUCAAUAUCAAACUUUUUAUAUAGUAUACAACCAAAUAUAACGAAGAACCCAAUAACAGAAAAACUUUAUGUAACAAAACUGAAACCCGAAAUAGAAAACGAAAUAUUUAUAAAUGAAACUUGGAUUCUAAUACCAGUAGAUGACUCGUAUUCUUCUAAAUUGAUAAUAACCCCGCAAAAAGAACAAAUGAUUUCAUCUCAAAUAAUUUCAAAACAAUUAGAUAUGAUAUCAAGUAGAGAGAUCGAAUCUCACCAUUCUCUCAUUUCUCUUGAUAAUCAACAUAAAAAAUCCCUUACUUUUGAAUCAUUGGACAGUUCAGCAGCAACGGAAAAUAAAUUCAAUUCACAAUUUCAAUCUCAAGUACAAGAACAUGAUUCUUUUGUGAAUUCAAUGACAACCUUAGCUGUUGAAAGUUCCAUCCUUCAAAAUAGUGCAGUAGAUCUUUCUCUCUAUAAAACUGUUAAUACAACACUAUCAAAAUCAUUUACCAAUAUAUUGUCACACAAAACAAGUAUUCGUAAGCCGACAAACAUGUAUAUUGAACCAACAACUGUGCUGAAGGCUACUACAAAUGUAGAUGAAUUAUUUGCAACUCGAAGUGUAAUAUUUGAAUCUCUAAAAAGCAACAGUUCUGAACUCUUUAUGUCAGAAACUAAGCCAGUGCCUGAAGUCAUAACUAAUGAACUUGCAUCAUAUGUUGAAGAACAGCCUCCAUUGGCAAAUCUAAAGACUUCAAUCGCAAGUGCAGAGUUGGCUUCUGUGACGAGUUUUAUAGACUUAUUAUCACAGCAGGAAUCUGGAAUAACUGACCAUUUUAAUAGUACUUUACUUUCAACUGAAAUCAUUGCUUCGGUUUCAAUCGGACGCGCUGAAAAUAACACUUCAAAUACAAUCUCAUUGCCCAUAUCGAACAGUUCAACUGCUUCGACAAUUAGCACGACUGGUUCUUUGAAUAGACCAAUGCCUCCAAUGACAGUUCUUGCUAAACCCAUCUCUGAGGAAUGGUUUCUUAUUGAACCUGUUGAUACCUCAUUACGUUCUGAAGAAUACGGUUCUUCCAAUGUCUUAAUUGCACAUUCUUCUAUAGAAAAUAAGGAAUCAUCGAACACACAAUCCGCUGCAGUUUAUCCAUCAUUGACUAUUCCUGAAAAGUAUAGUUUAUUGUUUGCGGACAUGUCCUCAGAAGCAAAUAUUCUUCAACCUGUUGUGUCGACACCGUCGUUCUACAUUACCUCAAGUAUAGACUUAUAUACUACACUCAGUAUCAACGAAGAAACAGACAUAGUUGAUGUUUCCUCCUCAUCUCUUAUAAAAAAAGAAAAACUUGAAUCCAAAUUUCAAACUUUUGACAAGACAUUUACAUCAUUGUUACAAAGUAAAUUUCAAACAGCAUAUGCAAUGGAUCAACUAUUUCCUAGUGAGUCACUUACAACAUCACAUGUAUCUGAUAAAGAUUUUAAAACUACACGAGCGAUUGCUGACACAGCUUUUUCUACUGAGAAAAAUUUACAAUCCAAUUUUAAUUAUGUUGAAACUACCUCAAUAACAUUGAACAAAGGACAGUCAAUACUAGAAGGAAACCAAUCUACUGAGUUUAUUUUAAAAUCAACGAAGUUAGCUGAAAGGAAUCUCGUAGAAAAUACAUUAUCUAACUUUGUCGUAGCAUCGCAGUAUGACAACAUACAUUCAAUCAGAAGUUAUAUUAUAUCUUCGUCAGAUUUUCCUAGUGAUCCUCUUUCAAUGAUGAAUUCGAUUGACCAAACAAUAGAGGGCACAAUAGUUUCAAAGAUUCAAAUGUCACCCGAUAGAAGAUAUUUGUCUUCUAUUACGAAGGAUAACAUUUCUCAUAUUCUUACUGAUCAUUAUACGUACAGUCAUGAUGUUAUGGCUGCAAGCUCCAUAACUAGCAAUAUGCAACUCUUAACAAAUGGAAAUAUACCAAACAAUACUCCAUUUGAACAAAAUUUAAAAGUAGAAUCCUUGAAGCUGCCAUCUGAUGCUUUUCAGACUUCGGUUCAAAAGGAUAAAAUCUUUAAAACUGAAUUCAAUGAAACUAACAUGAAUUUAAUUACACCAUCACAAAUACAAAAUGUGCAAGAAAGUUCGUUGUCUUUAAGCUCCGUGUUUGCAGUGACCGUAGAUGAUCAGAUACAACAUAAAUCGCAAACUGCUGCCAUUUACUAUUCAAUUAUCAGACCAUCGGAUGUUGUGUUAUCUUAUUACAUCAAUAUGUCUACAGCAAGUAGACCUCAACUUACGAUUAAAUCUACAUCUGCUAUUGAGAAAAACAUUUCGUCUUCCAAAUUGGCAAAAAAUGGCAUUAUUUCUCAUAAAACAACAACGCAAGACCUAGUAACAUCUUCUAUACUCAACGUUCCUGAUAUUUUCCCUAAUGCCUUUUAUGACACACAUAACAACUUAUAUCCUACCUAUCUUAGUUCUAUAACAAGGGAAGUAAUUCAAAUUAUGAAUCAUUCAUCUACGUCUCAAAUACAAGAAAAUAUGGCAAUGGACACAUCUUUGAUAAAUAGUACAUUAUCUACUGAAAAAAGUGAACAAGAUAUAUCAUCAAGCGCAGAAAACUUCCUAUUCAGCAAAAGUGAGGAAUUGAAUUUCUUUAGAACUACAACACAACCAUCUUCAAAUAUAGUUAUAGACAACAUAAUGUCAAAUGUGUCCGCUUCGAAACAAAGCAUCGUCGAUGGUGUGUCAACUAAACAAACUGACGUUAAUGAUACAUAUUGGAUUUUUAAUAAGUUAUCUCCUAGUUCAACUACAACAAAAAGCUCUAUAUACCAUUAUAAAAUCAAUAAAACCAUGGUGAUUGAUGGUUCAGAAAAAACAAAUGCAGAACUUUCUGACGAAGUAUUAAGUUCAGCAAAUCAAUCAGAUCUUAAGAAAAAUAAAACUUUCUUAAGCAAGAUAAUUAAAAAUGAAAUAUUGAAAACAUCGUUCAUAAGCAUACCUGACAUUUCUAUAACAGAAACAGUAGACAAUUUUAUUAGGACUUCUAGUUUUGAUAUUUCAGUGACAAAUUUACAUCUUUCAACAUUAUUUUUGACUUCUUCGGAAUUAGAUACAAGUGAAUAUUACAACCAAGGUUCAUCUAUUUAUCCAUCACAGAGUUUACCACCGUCUAGUGUUCUAAGCUCUUCCAAAGUACAAGAUAAUAUACCAGAUAUUUUGAGAUUUUUAGAUACAACUCCAUAGAAGCAUUAACAAUGACUUUAGUUGCAACAUUGUUUUCAAUUAAUGUGACAUUAUGUUGGCUGCAAUUACCUUCAUUUCAUCUUUCAUGCAUCAUAU
Molecule: messenger RNA, 7185 nt
Organism: Mytilus trossulus (common blue mussel)
Lineage: Eukaryota; Metazoa; Mollusca; Bivalvia; Mytilida; Mytilidae
Exons: 4
Coding region: 1-7089 (2362 amino acids)
Source: RefSeq, a predicted model, not a curated record